Molecule: messenger RNA, 5957 nt
Organism: Scaptodrosophila lebanonensis
Lineage: Eukaryota; Metazoa; Arthropoda; Insecta; Diptera; Drosophilidae
Gene: Pgant5
Product: polypeptide N-acetylgalactosaminyltransferase 5
Exons: 11
Coding region: 1373-3259 (628 amino acids)
Cellular component (GO): Golgi apparatus
Source: RefSeq, a predicted model, not a curated record
UGCGCAAGUGUAGUGUGUGUAAAGUGUAUAAAGAAAGUGUGCAGUGAGUAAUUAAAACAUGCAAUAACAAAUUUGAUCAUUUUGCCGCUCAAAGGAAAUACAUCAACAUCCAUGCAGUCCAUACCCACAAAUAAUUAAAAAAAUACGCCCAUUCUAACAUUUGUACGCAUCCAUUUGUCCUCCCUACGUACACAUUGUUAGUAGGAAAGUGCAGCAGCAGGCGCGGUCGCGGCAAUGCUCGUAAUGAAUAAAUAGCACAUAAUAUGUGUAAAUAAACCGGGUCGCCCACAUAGGCUAAAAAAGCAACAACAAAUAAAAACCACACACACACACACAUUAGCAAAAAAAGCAAAGUGAAGAGAUAUGAGAACGUGUUCAGUUUUUAGCUUUGAUUUUGAGGCGGCGCUGGUCGCUUUUAUUGUUGUUGUUAUUGUCAAUUAAAAUAUUUGCGCCAACAGCGAUAAUCCUGUGCCCUCUACAGAAUAUAUUCUGUGUGCGCUUCACAGGAAUUCCAACCACAGAGAGACGCUUGGUUGAAUAAUUCUCAAGGUCUUUUGGCUGCUGGCUGGCUGACUGACAGACGGACGGACGUGCGGACAGACGAAUGAGCGGCCAGUGGAACUGAACCGAGGACUGAACACACAGCUUUAACAGCAACAACAACACACACGCAUACAAACUGCGGCAUGAGGCAUUGGUCGAGGCUUGCCACCAGUUAAUGAAGUGCGCAUCGUCACGGCCAUAAGCAGCAAAAGCGGCGGCAAACUGGACCCCAUGGAUCAGACACAUGUGAGAGGACGUCGAAAUAAAGCCAAAUUGAAGGCAGCAACAAAGUGUGCGUGUGUGUGAGAGUGUGUGUGUGUGUGACUCCACCUAACAUGUGAAAGCAAGAGAGUCGUUUAAGACAGAGAGCUCCCAUAUGUGCCAACAACAAUAUACGACGACUACAAGGAAUUAACAGUAACACACGCUUGAGGGGAGCCAAGAGCGUAGUGAGAGCUGAGAGAGCUGAGAACGUGCGCGUGUUUAACGAUAAGUCUGAUAAUAAACAUUAUACAAUUUAACAUAAACUAAGGCAACAACUACAACAACAGCACCAACCAAAAGCCCAAAAGCCCAAAAGCCCAAAAGCAAACAUAUCGACCGGAAGAAGGAAAGCAGAAGGAAACUUUAACAACAGCCAGUUAACAGCAGAGACUUAACAGUCGCCUAACAUGCACUCUACAUAACCGUUUAGAAUUAGCAUCACAAUUGCGUCAAAUAAGUCGCAAAUCUGUACAGGACUGACCACAAAGCUAACAACAACAAUAGCAACAACAACAGCAAACCAACUUUAGUUAACAGUAAAAGCAAAUAAACCAAAAUUUAUAAAAUGACGCUGUUAAGUUUCACACGCAAAAUGCGGGGACGCAUGCGCUCCAACACCUGUCGCAUAGUUCUGCUCACCUCUCUCGUUUGGGUCAUCUUUGACUUUGUGCUGAUCGCCCGAUAUUCGGACUGCAUAGGCAAGGAUGGCUGGCGGUGUAAAAGGUCCGGCGAAUACGAUGUGGAGCUACCCAACGCCGAGCGUCUGGUGGAUGAUAACCAAUUGGUCGAUGAUAAUGAAAUCAAUACGGAGAAAUCGUUUGACGGUGAUUCUGGGGGCGUUAUUGGCGCCGGAUUUGCGUCCGGCGGUAUUUCGAUGACUUAUCGCACUUUAGUGCUGAAAAAAUGGUUCCAAGCGCCCACAGUACGCGAAGUAAAGGGCAAGCCCGGUGAAAUGGGUAAGCCCGUCAAAAUACCGUCGGACCUGAAGGAGCUCAUGAAGGAGAAGUUCAAGGAAAAUCAAUUUAAUCUGUUGGCCAGUGAUAUGAUCUCGUUGAACCGUUCGCUGACAGAUGUGCGGCAUGAGAAUUGUCGUCAUAAACACUAUCCCGCAAAGCUGCCCACUACCUCAAUUGUGAUAGUAUUUCAUAAUGAAGCCUGGACGACAUUGCUGCGUACCGUUUGGAGUGUUAUCAAUCGCUCCCCUCGAUCGCUGCUUAAGGAGAUCAUACUGGUGGACGAUGCCAGUGAACGAGAUUUCCUUGGCAAGAAGCUGGAGGAUUAUGUGGCCACACUACCGGUUCGCACUUUUGUGCUUCGCACAGAGAAGCGUUCGGGUCUGAUACGCGCCCGACUGCUAGGCGCCCAGCAUGUCACCGGUGAGGUGAUUACCUUCCUGGAUGCGCAUUGUGAGUGUACUGAGGGCUGGCUAGAGCCACUGCUAUCGCGUAUUGUUCAGAAUCGUCGCACUGUCGUCUGUCCCAUUAUUGAUGUAAUAUCGGACGAAACAUUUGAGUACAUUACGGCGUCGGAUUCGACGUGGGGUGGCUUCAACUGGAAAUUGAACUUUAGAUGGUACCGCGUUCCUCAGAGGGAGAUGGCGCGUCGCAACAACGAUCGUACGGCGCCGCUGCGAACGCCCACAAUGGCCGGCGGUCUGUUCUCAAUUGACAAGGACUAUUUCUACGAGAUCGGAUCGUACGACGAGGGCAUGGACAUUUGGGGUGGCGAGAAUCUCGAGAUGUCGUUCAGAAUAUGGCAAUGUGGCGGCAUUUUGGAAAUAAUUCCUUGCUCGCAUGUGGGCCAUGUGUUCCGUGACAAAUCGCCGUACACCUUCCCGGGCGGCGUGGCCAAGAUUGUGCUGCAUAAUGCGGCGCGUGUGGCCGAAGUAUGGCUGGACGAGUGGCGCGAUUUCUAUUAUGCAAUGAGUACAGGCGCACGCAAAGCUUCAGCCGGCGAUGUCAGUGAUCGCAUCUCGCUUCGCGAACGCCUGAAAUGCAAGAGCUUCCGCUGGUAUCUGGAGAAUGUCUAUCCGGAGAGUUUAAUGCCGCUCGACUAUUACUAUUUGGGCGAGAUACGCAACUCGGAGACUGAAACCUGCCUGGACACUAUGGGCCGCAAGUAUAAUGAGAAGGUCGGCAUUAGCUACUGCCACGGCCUGGGCGGCAACCAGGUGUUCGCUUACACCAAACGUCAGCAAAUCAUGUCCGAUGAUUUGUGUUUGGACGCGGCCAGUGCCAAUGGGCCCGUCAACAUGGUGCGCUGUCACAACAUGGGCGGCAAUCAGGAGUGGGUCUAUGAUGCAGAGGAGAAAUGGAUUCGUCACACAAACACGGGGCAGUGCUUACAGCGUGCCACACGGGACGAUGCGAGCACGCCGCUGCUCCGGCCAUGUGAUUACUCCAAAGGCCAGCAAUGGCUGAUGGAGUCCAAGUUUAAGUGGCAGGCGCAUUAGUGACGCUAGGACUCCAUUCUAAGGACUUCCACUUUUGUGUUUUUUUCUCUGUUCAUAUGCGAUCGCAGCUGCUUACAAGAUUUCCAACACACAUUACUUUCGUUCACUUCUAGUUUAGUUAAGUUUAGCUAAGUUUAGACUUAAGUUAAAUGCCUCGAUGUCUGUGGCAAAUAUGUCUUCCCAAUUCAAUGUACAGUGUCUCAAAUCUUUGAUAAGCCAACGAAAGCAAGGAAUGCUUAAAUUUAUUAUAAACUAAAGUUUUUCUCAACUUUAACUUCAGAAAACACCAAACUAAAUUAAAAUCUUUAGUUGUGUAAUAAAAGAGUUACAUAUCUUUGAAAAUUAGCCCCAACACUUCACAAUAUUGAACAGUCUCCUCUUCCAAAUCUCUGCCUUUAAUCAGCAUUAUAAUUUGAUCUGAUCUAAUAAUCACGGUCUUCGAUAUAUGAAAAAAGAUCUUAGUUCAUCUGAGGUAUCAUAUUCUUUAUUAGUUAAUCCCUAGACUUUAGCAUCAAAAUCUUGACUGUAGCUUGUCACUACAAUUCAUUAUACAUAGUAAUAGCACUUUCUUAGCUAUUAUUACUGUAAAGGGCUAUGGUGCUUCUGAAAUAUGAACAGUUCUUUAAGAUAAUACUUGAUAAGAUGAUGACACCUUUGAAUGAUGAUGACUUUUCUUGAAGAUGAUGAUACUCUUUAGUGAUGGUACAUCCUAGAAAUAAUGGUAUAUUUAAAAGAUGACGAUAUUUCUUAAAGAUGAUGCUACGAAUCUUGUUCUGAGUGACAGUCAAACCUGCUUGCUGGAGAAUUUUAUAAUAAUCCAACUGCUUAGCAGUAUAAGAAGAAAGAUUCUUGAUUUCUUUCACAAGCUACCACGUGCGUUUUCUGCAAAAUAAUUACACUGACACUUAUUAUUUUUGCACCAAUAUUUUCUCUUAACUUCUUUAUUGUUUCCUAAGCUGUGUCUUCAGAUAAGAUAAUCUAAAAAUGAUUAUAGAAAAUAAUAAUGAUUGAGACCUGCCACAAAGCUUCUUCAUUCAAAGCUUUAACAAGCAUUUGAGUCACUGUACGUGUUGUAGAGUUUAGUUUUAUCUGAUUUUGUCGAGAUAACGAAUUGUAAAAUAAUUACCCCUAACGUCGACCAAGUACCAAACGAUUGGCAUUUAAAUGACAAAAGUGUGACAAAGGAGAAAAAUAAUAUUGAUAUACAUUUAGUAUAAAUGUAUAUACUUGUAAGCAGACCUGUUGGGGUGGUCCUCAUGUGUCAUAGGAAAACGAAACCCCAAACCGCAGCCCUCACCAAUUUCUAGAGUUUUACCAGCUUAGAAUUGCUUAUGCCAACUUAAAGUUGGACACACAAGCACUCACCAUAUCUAUACCGAUGUAACAUUCCUAGCUAUAUAUACAUACAUACUAUAUAAUGCCAGCGCACUUCUUGUUCGUUUUGAGUUGCGUUCGAGACUUGAGUUAUAGUUGUCGGUUAAUUUAAUUAGAUUUUAUUUAGCACGCGAAACAGGUUGUAUAUUUUAGCGGAAAAUCCAAAUACUAUAUUGUGGCUUCUUUGGCAUAUUUUGAAGAAACUAUUCUAUUGCUUUAAACCAAAAAAAAAAAAAAGAAAUUAUAUUACAAAUAAUUAUGAAGAGCACGUUUUAGGCCCCAUAUCGUAAACGCUUCGAAAUCAUAAUCAUUAUACAAAACUAAAACUAAAAAAAUGCACGCAUAUCAUAAAUACAGUGUAAAAAUGAAGAACUAAAGUCUAUAAAUUAUCAAAAGGAAUCCGUGAAAAUGUUUGUUGUACAUAAUCUAAAGUAGCUAUUAAAAAUAUACAACUAAAGUAAAUAUUUAUAUAUACGUCUUACAUAUACUAUAUAUACAUAUAGAUGCGAAGCAAGCAAACUGUACUAUAAAAGAAAUAUUGCGCCUAGCAUUAAGUGUCGAUGUAAGCUAAAGGUUUGCGUUUAUACAUAGACUUAAUUCCCGAUUUGCUUAGAAACAUAAUCACCCGCUCUAAAGCAGAGACGACAACUUAAAGACAAUUAAAAAGAAUAUAUAGUAUAUAUAUACGUGUACAACUACUAAAAUUGCUCAAAUGGACUUCAGCCCUUCCAUUAUUGUGUAAAUAUUAUGUGUACGAUCUAAAAUAAUAAUAUUCUCAAUCAAAAGCAACCUGACUUUUCAAAGUAUCCACAAAAUAGCAAACGUAAAGCUCCCAACUCACCCAAAACACACAGUAAAACUUUUUAGAUAAAUUAAUUUUUUAACAAUAAUACAUCUAUAUGCUAGUUAUACAUAACUACAAUAUGUAUGUAACUAUUAGUAACUAUUUUAACUGGUGACGGUGGUGCAAUUUUAAUUUUAGUCUAUAAAUAUUAAACACCAAACAAAUUCAUUAAAUUUUAUGACCAGCAAGUGAAAUGAAAGUUAAAAUUAGGCAGACAGACAGACAGAUGGGAAGGCCGACACACAAAAUCUCCUAAAUGAAAGGGUAUAUUAUAGUCUAUAUACACCAUAUACAUAUAUCUACUGUAUACAACAAUAAACCGCCUAUAUGUUUAACAUUGUUGAGUAAUAUGUUUAGCUAAAUAUAAUUUUAUAAUUUCAAUGUAAAAGUGAAAGAAAGAAAAACUAUUUUUCUCUUCUCAUUUUUUAUUUUUGUUCUGAAAUUUUAUAAAUAAACAAAAAUUUAAGAAAAUUCCAAAAA